Rotaria sp. Silwood1 is the source of this 2037-nucleotide messenger RNA. NCBI's taxonomy places the organism in Eukaryota, Metazoa, Rotifera, Eurotatoria, Philodinida, Philodinidae. The record is from the annotation of a GenBank genome assembly.
AUGUUUGCUUCAUUUCCUCGUUUACUUGGCGAUGUGACCCCUUCCGUUGCUGAGAUAUUGCCCAAUAACGUUCUUUCAGCAUUUCCUGGUGGCGAAUGGAACACGUUCAAUCCAACAACAUCAUCAGAGAACAUGGAAAAUCGUUUCGUUAAUGUAAAUGCUGUUCUCACUGAUUCGCACAACAAUCUCUGGGUUGUUGAUAGCGGCAUGAUUGGCAAUAAAACGACCGUGAACGCUGCAAAACUUGUCAAGAUCAAUCUUCAAAACAAUACAGUCGAAAGAAUUUAUUCAGUUUCAAGUCUCAACCCGCCGGAAGGAUUUGCUCUGAAUGAUGUGAGAAUCGGUUCUCAUUAUGCUUUUCUGACCGAAUCCGGACUCGGCUCAGUAGUUAUUAUUAAUUUACAAACUGGUCAAGUGCGCCGUGUUCUAGACAAUCAUCCAUCAACUAAAUUUGUUGAUCCAACUGUCGUCCGCAUGGAAGGACGAGCGAUCCUAGAUGAAAAGGGCCAACCGAAAAAAAUGCACAACAAUCAUCUCGAACUAACACCUGACGAGAAAACUCUGUUCUAUAAACCACCAUUCGGUUAUAAUUGGUUUCAAGUAUCUACCGAUGAUUUGACAAAUGAAACAAUGACCGAAUCUGAACUUGGGAAUAAGGUUUUCACUAGUUGGAAAGCGAUGCCCACCGGUGGAACAACAAUGGAUGAUGCAGGUAAUAUUUACCUGAUGGAUAUAGAACGACAAACUGUUUGGCAACAGAAUUCCGUUGAUGGAUCGUGGACACUACUUAUACAUGAUGAAAGAAUCAACUGGGGUGAUGCAUCAGAUGUAAGUGCAGACGGAUUUUUGUAUAUCCCAAUGUCACAAAUUAAUCGCUUACCGAGUUCCAACAACGGUACAAAUCGAGUCGAAAAACCAUUUCAGAUGUCGCCCUCUAAAUUUGAAUCACUUCCGAAUGAAAUAUUAACUGAUAUUAUUGAGAAAUAUGUGAAUGGUGUUGAUCUACUAAGAGCUUUUAGCUUUCAACUCAAUCAACGAUUUGAUUCACUUAUUAUUCAAUCUCAACGACUUCGUUUUGAUUUUAUUCAAUGCUAUCAAGAUGACUUUCGUUUUUGUAUGGGACUUUUACCGGCUUAUAUCAACAAAAUAGAAGAAUUAGCUAUUUCAGAACAGAACACACCUGGUCAAGUUUAUGCUUUUCUGUCUUUUUUUCGAUCAUUUGCAUUAUUUCAACAACUUCGAAAACUUUAUUUUCAUUUUAAUGAUCAAGCUCUUGAUUGGAAUAUUAUUCAAGAUGCUCUGCAUUCCUUAUUAAAAACGAAAGUUGAUACUUUAUCAAUCAAGGCAAGUAUCAAAGAAAAUAGAUUCGUAUUGGGAACCACUAUUGCCCGUCUAUUUGGCUUAAACUCGUUAAAAAGUUUUUCUCUCUUGAGCGACCUCGAUAAUAUGAACUGGAAUGAUUUAGGAAAUAUGUCGUCAAAUAUUGAACAUUUGACUAUUUCUGGUAUACAUUGUAGAUUUCAAGAUCUACAGUAUAUUUUCCAAUGUACUCCCCGUCUUAAAUAUCUUGAUGUUGAAAUAGUCGGUAGGAGAAUGGCUUUUUAUGGUGAAAAAGGAAAGCAUUCAAAAAUAAUCAUUCCCUUAAUGUCGACACUUCGUAAACUUAUUUUAUAUUUUGCUGACAACAGUUUAGUAACGAUGGAUAUGUUAACAGAAUACUUGAAUUCUAUGCUUGCUUUAAAAUAUCUUGAGAUCAAAGCACACAGUGAACUUCUUGAUGCAAAUGGAUGGAAGUUGCUGUUGGAAACAUCGUUGCCAUUACUAACUCAUUUUAUUCUUCGAACAGCUUUAUCUCGUGUCAAAAGAAUUGGACUCGAUAAUGUGCUCUCGUCAUUUCAAAACUCAUAUUGGGUAUCAAAACAAAAUUUUAAUCUAAUGAUAACCGAACAUGAACACUGGGACUCUGAUGAUUUCGGCAUAGAUGAAACAACAUCUCAUAUUCGACAUGAAUUCGAUUGUCCUGUGAUUCGGUGUUGA